Molecule: messenger RNA, 2715 nt
Organism: Sporothrix brasiliensis 5110
Lineage: Eukaryota; Fungi; Ascomycota; Sordariomycetes; Ophiostomatales; Ophiostomataceae
Product: glutamate carboxypeptidase II
Exons: 1
Coding region: 1-2715 (904 amino acids)
Molecular function (GO): carboxypeptidase activity
Source: RefSeq, a predicted model, not a curated record
AUGGCCGACGAAAAGACGCCGGUGCUCCCGGUGACGGCGUCGGCGACGCUGGACAAGCUGGCCGCCGAGGACAGCCGGCGCCAUGGGAAGCGGGUGUUCAAGAAGAAAACGAGCGCCGACGACGGCAGCAUUAGUCAGCAGAUUGUGCUCCCCGUGGUGCUGACGCUCGUGAUCCUGGGCACGGUGCUGCUGCUGCCGUACCUGCUCGAGGUGCGCAGGGCACUCGCCGUGGCCGGCACGAUCUCGCUCUACUCGCAGAGGUACAAGCCGCACUUUAGCAACGCCGCACUCAAGGACAUUCUGCUCAACACGCCGUCCAACGACUCGGUGGCCGAGUGGUUGCGGUACUACACGUCCGGUCCCCACCUGGCGGGACAGAACUACUCGCAGGCGGCGUGGACGCGCGACCGGUGGGCGGAAUGGGGUGCCGUGUCGCACAUCACGGCGUACGACCUGUACCUCAACACGCCGGUGGACCACAAGGUGUCUCUGCUCAGGGCCAAGGGCGAGAAGGAGGACGGCGACGACGGCGAUGCCGGCGCCAUCACCUGGGAGGUGGCGUUUGAAGCGUCUCUGGUCGAGGACGUGAUCGAGGAGGACCCGACGACAGGCCUCAAGGACGGCGUGCCGACGUUCCACGGCUACUCGGCCAGUGGCAACGUGACGGGACCAGUGGUGUACGUCAACUACGGCACGUACCAGGACUACGCGGACCUCGAGGCGGCCAACGUGUCUCUCAAGGGCGCGGUGGUGAUUGCGCGGUACGGCGGCAUUUUCCGCGGCCUCAAGGUGAAGCGGGCACAGGAGCUCGGCGCGGUCGGCGCUUUGCUGUACAGCGACCCGGGCGACGACGGCGAGGCCACCGAGGCCAACGGCUACAAGCCAUAUCCGGACGGCCCCGCGCGGCAGCCAAGCUCCGUGCAGCGUGGCAGCGUGCAGUUUCUGAGCAUCGGCCCCGGCGACCCUACGACGCCUGGCUACCCUUCCAAGCCGGGCGCGCCGCGUGGCUCGCCCGACCAUUUCAUCCCAUCGAUCCCGUCGGUCCCCAUCUCGUACGUGGACGCGCUUCCGAUCCUCAAGGCACUGAACGGCCACGGCUUAAGCUCCAAGGACCUCGGCAAGUGGUGGACGCGCAACGAGGGUCUGGGCCACAAGGGCGUCGAGUACAACAUUGGCCCGACGCCGGCCGACAAGGUGCAGGUCAACCUGUACAACGAGCAGGACUACACGACAACGCCGAUCUGGAACGUACUGGGUGUCUUCAACGGCUCGGUGCUGCCCAACGAGGUCGUGGUGGUGGGCAACCACCGGGACGCGUGGAUUGCGGGCGGCGCGGUCGAUCCCAACGGCGCAUCGUCGGUGCUGAACGAGGUGGUGCGGGCGUUUGGCGUCGCGGCAGCGCAAGGGUGGCAGCCGCUGCGGACGAUUGUGUUUGCAUCGUGGGACGGCGAGGAGUACGGCCUGCUGGGCAGCACGGAGUGGGUGGAGGAGUACUUGCCGUGGCUGCAGCACGCGAGUCUGGCGUACGUCAACCUGGACACGGGCGUGAGCGGACCAGACUUUGGGUCGUCGGCGGUGCCGCUGCUGCACGACCUGGUGCACCAGGUGACGGGCGAAGUGCUGUCGCCAAACCAGACGGUGCCCGGGCAAACGGUGCGGGAUACGUGGUCGGGCAAGAUUGGCCCGCUGGGCAGUGGCAGCGACUACACGGCGUUCUUGGACCACGCUGGCAUUACGAGUGUGGACGUGCGGUUCAGCGGCGGCGGGGAUGCAGCUGCGGCAGCGGCUUCCUCCGGAGGAGACAAAUACGUCACCCCCGUGAACCACUACCACAGCAACUACGACAGCUACCACUGGGUGGAGAAAUACGGCGACCCCGGCUUCGCGUACCACAAGACGAUGGCGCAGAUUCUCGGUCUGUUGGUGGCGCACCUGGCAACGGAUCUAGUGGUGCCGUUCAAUGCGGGCGACUACGCGGACGCGCUGCAGGCGUAUGUGGACAAGGUCCGGUCGCAGUUUGAGAAGCACAUUGCGCCGGAGGACGAUGCGGCGGCCGACGCGGCGGUGGUCUACACGGACGAGGCCAUGGCCGUGAUCCGCGGCCGCAAGGUUGGCGCUGCUGCCGAUGCUGCCGAUGCUGCCGAUGCUGCUCUCCAUACCGCCAGCACCAAUUCCGCCAGCUCAGACGACGCCGAAGGCCAGCACCAGUUCCGCCUUGCACUCGAACGCCUCGACAGCGCCGUUUCCGAGCUGGCGGCACUCGCCAAGGCGCUCGACGACAAGGCCGAGAGGCUGCGGGAGCGUGUCGGCAAGGGCGAUUUCGACUCAGCCUCAGGGUCUGCGUCGGCGUCUGCGUCUGCGUCGCACGACGAGGCGGACGAGGCGGACGGCCGUCUGUCGCAGACGCUUGUGUUUGCGCCCAAGUGGUGGCGGCGGCUGGUACGGCGGGUGCAUCGGGUGUGGCUGGCAAUCCAGGUGGCCUGGGUCAACCGGCGGUACCAGUUCCUGGAACGCAAGUUUUUGUACGAGGGCGGGCUGGACGAGCGCACGUGGUUCAAGCACGUCGUCUUUGCACCGGGUGCGUGGACGGGCUAUGCGGGCGAGGUGUUCCCUGGCCUCGUGGAGAGCAUCGACGUAGGCAACUGGACGAAUGCGGUGCGGUGGGCGGACAUUGUGGAGGAGCGGCUGGCGGCAGCGGCCAAAGGUCUCCAUUAG